This is a messenger RNA of Pezoporus occidentalis (night parrot), 2313 nucleotides long. It is a transcript of the gene PUDP, whose product is annotated as pseudouridine 5'-phosphatase. The record is from RefSeq and is a predicted model, not a curated record. The coding region runs from base 24 to 953 and encodes 309 amino acids. Gene Ontology annotation, molecular function: phosphatase activity. The transcript is spliced from 4 exons. Lineage: Eukaryota; Metazoa; Chordata; Aves; Psittaciformes; Psittacidae.
AGCUGCAGCAAACGGAAUCUGAAAUGAAAAGUCCCCCUCCAGGAGAGACCCCAUGCAGAGAAAUAGGCUUUGUUUUUAAAAAAGAACCACAAAACAACCAACCAGAGAAGGCCACGCUCCCAGCGCCGCUCCCGGCACACACACCGGCCCCACAACACCCCUGCUCCCCUCUGCUCCCGCCACCCCGGCGAAGCGCGCUUGCGCGGUCAACUGCCACCCAGGACCGCGGCUGCUCUGGCCUAGGCAUGUCCUGUUCUUCUUCCUCCUCCGCAGCCGGGCUGCGGCCAGUCACUCACCUGAUCUUUGACAUGGACGGCCUUCUUCUGGAUACUGAGCGUCUCUAUUCAGUAGUGUUCGAAGAGAUCUGUGGGAGUUUUGGAAAGUCCUAUACCUGGGAUGUGAAAUCCUUGGUCAUGGGGAAAAAAGGCACAGAAGCGGCGGAGAUUAUUCGAGAUGUUCUAGAUCUUCCACUAACCAAAGAGGAGUUACUACAUGAAAGUAAAAUUAAGCAGGAGAAGAUAUUCCAUACUGCUGAAUUGAUGCCAGGGGUUGAUAAAAUGAUUCGGCAUUUAUACAAACACAACAUACCCAUGGCUGUUGCCACCAGCUCAUCUGAAGAGUCAUUUCAGAUGAAAACAGUCAGACACAAAGAGUUCUUUGGUCUUUUUCAUCAUAUCGUGCUGGGAGAUGACCCUGAGGUGAAGCGUGGCAAACCACAGCCUGAUGCAUUUCUAGUUUGUGCAAAGAGAUUUCACCCUCCUGCACCUCCAGAGAAGUGUCUUGUGUUUGAAGAUUCACCACUUGGAGUCAAAGGAGCCCUGACAGGAGGAAUGCAAGUGGUUAUGAUUCCAGAUGAAAAAUUAAAUCCAGAUCUUAAAAAAGAGGCAACACUACUGCUGAACUCCAUGGAGGAUUUCAAGCCAGAACUGUUUGGUUUACCAGCAUAUGAUUAGUGCCUAAUCUCUAUGCGCAUGCACUUAACUGGACACUGGGAAAGUGGAAUGAAAUUUUACUAUGAUUUUAUGAUUGUUUUGCAUCUUUUCCUUUCUUCCUCAAAACUAGAAUACAAAAGUCCUGCUAACGAGUCUUCCACACAGUACCUUUAAAAGUUGCCUGGGAUGUUUAUGAUUUGUCCUCAUGAUAAAUUCUAAAUUAAAGCAGCGUUUUCUCUUGUGAAGUGAAUCCAGCCUUGUUCUCUGUACAUCACAAUGUUUUCUGGGAAUAUUAUGAAACUAUUUAGACAAUUUAUUGUAAUUGCAUUGGAAGCUUCUUGUUCUGUUUCCACUUGAAUGACUUACUGUUUAGAUAUUAACCAGAAAUCUGUUCUGGAUUAGCUUUUAUUCCAUUACAUUGGUUUUGAUACAGUUAUUGCUAUCAACAUGUUUAUCCAUUUCCUCAUCCUGUACUUGUCCCUGUAUUCCCCUUUGUAUCAUGUUGUCUUUUUUUUUUUAUUUUCCCCAAUUAUUUGCAGAGAUUUUGUUGUAUUUUCUGUGUUUUCUUAGUUUGUUUUCUUCUUUGGAGUUGAAUGAGAUGACCUCCAGAGGUCCUUUACAACUUCCAUUAUUCUGUAAUUCUAUUAGUACCUUCUCUGGCAUGGUAAUCACCUGCUUUGAGCUAUAUGAGAUCAUGUGAUCCUAUGUUUUAACCAAUCAAAAUGCUUUGCAUCUUCCUUCUUUCAUUACAUUCUUGUAAUUUUUCAUGUUGCCAUGGAGCCUUUCCUUUCAUUCUUGUGAAAUGAAUCCAUCUUGUCUCCCUGCAUCAAUUCUGAUAAAAGUUAUGGCCUUAAUCCAUUGUAUCCAAAUAGCUUUCUGUAGGGCAUCCUUACUUUCACAUUCUGACCUCUUUCUUGAGCCUUUUUUUUUUUCCAAGUUCCCUGCAGAGUUUUGCUUUCUACUUUAAAAAUACAGAAAUUGUAGUUUUGGUUUGUUUAAAUACUUACAAUUUAUUUUCCUGGCUACCAUAAUUUCCACAAAAUGUUUAUGUUGUCAUCUGUCUCUCUUCUGUCUGUUUCUGGCAUCUCAUCAGGACAAGGGUAAGUGUCUCUUUAGAAUAAAAAUACUAGACAUGUAGACAGGUUUUGGUGAAACCCACAAAUACAUGUAUGAAAUUAUGGAAGCAAUGUCUUUUACUUUGUCUAAAGUAAGCUAUAUUACACGGGGUUCAUGAUUGUUUUAUAAAAUGAAUGAUUGUAUUCGGCAUUUAAAAAACUAAAUUUCUAAUUGAGUGUCCAUAAACCAGCCCAAAAUCUUGGUAAAAUAUCAAACUCCAUAAAGACAAGGAGCGCGAAGUAAAUUAGAGGAUUUCUAUGCAUUA